Molecule: messenger RNA, 1071 nt
Organism: Fusarium keratoplasticum
Lineage: Eukaryota; Fungi; Ascomycota; Sordariomycetes; Hypocreales; Nectriaceae
Product: PKS-ER domain-containing protein
Exons: 3
Coding region: 1-1071 (356 amino acids)
Biological process (GO): D-sorbitol catabolic process
Molecular function (GO): L-iditol 2-dehydrogenase (NAD+) activity; zinc ion binding
Source: RefSeq, a predicted model, not a curated record
AUGAGCCAAACAAAUCUCUCUUGUGUCCUCUAUGGUCCCGGCAAAGUCCGUUUUGAGGAUCGACCGGUCCCAUCCCUCAAAGAUCCCCACGAUGUCAUCAUUCGCAUUUCCUACGUCGGCGUCUGUGGCAGUGAUGUUCACUUUUGGACGGAUGGCGGCUUUGCGAGAAAGGUUUCCGAGGACCAACCUCUCGUCAUGGGCCACGAAGCAUCCGGCAUUGUUCACUCGGUUGGGCCUGAUGUUACGCUUCUCAAACCCGGUGACCGCGUAGCUAUCGAGCCUGGGUUCUCCUGCAGAAGAUGCAAGCAAUGCAAAGAUGGAAGAUAUAACCUCUGUCCCAAGAUGAAGUUCGCCGCAGAUCCUCCCCUUACGCAGGGUACACUGUCUCGCUUUUUCAGCAUCCCCGAGGACUUCGCAUACAAAAUUCCCGAUUCUCUCAGUCUUGAAGAAGCCGUUCUCGUUGAACCUCUGGCAGUUGCCGUCCAUGGUAUUCGCCUUGCAGGCCUUGGGGUUGGGCAGCGUGUCCUGGUACAAGGCUCUGGGACCAUUGGUCUCCUCACUGCUGCGGUCGCAAAGGCGUAUGGCGCGAGGCAGGUCUACAUCACGGAUGUUAACCUGGACAAGAUCACAUUCGCAAAGAAAUAUCUGGAAUGCUCUGCGUUUGUCCCAGAUCUCGGGUCGACGCCAGAGGAAAACGCAUCCAGGUUCAAGACUGAGACGGGACUCGGCGAUGGCGUUGAAGCAGUCCUAGAAUGCACUGGCGUUGAAGCAUCGACUCAGACUGGGCUUCUUGCCCUCUCCGCCGGUGGUGUUCUUGUUCAGGUCGGGAUAGGGAAGCCAGUGCAAGCAAUUCCUAUUCACGCCAUGUCUGAGAAGGAAAUCGUUCUCAAGACGUCAUUCCGUUAUGGGCCUGGUGACUAUGAAAUCGCACUCGAGCUGCUUGAGUCUGGUAAAGUCUCUGUGGGGCCUUUGAUCAGCAGUAUUAUGCCGUUUGAAAAGGCUACCGAAGCCUGGGAGAAGACCAGAAAGGGUGAGGGGAUUAAGAACUUGAUCCGGGGGGUACAGGAUUGA